AUGCAGGUUCUAAGCGAGACAGAUAAGCCAGAUUAUUUUGAAAACAAAAUUAUUCAAAGCAUUAUCAAGUUUAAAUGGAAUAGCUAUACAAAAUCAUUUUAUUAGAACAGAUUCUAUAUUUACUUGAUAUUUAUGACUUCUUUUAUCAUCGAUAUCUUCUAUUCAACCUAUGCCAGCUAAAAAGAAUAAGCUUCUGAUACUGAAAUUUAGAAACCUAAUAAAUUAGUCUAUAUUUUGUUUAAGAUUUCAACAAAAAUAAUAUGCAGUAUGGUACUUUUCUUUUUCUUAAUUUAUGAGAUAAAACAAAUUAAAGUUUAAAAGAAAGAUUACCUAUAUGAUGGAUGGAACUAUUUUGAUUUUUCACACAUCAUUGCUUAUACAGCAUUUUGUAUUUUAGAGUUCACAAAUGAGGACCAAGAUUUCCUAAUCUUGAUUAAAAUUCUAGUGAUCGUAUUAUCCUUUAUGAAGUUAUUCUUCUUUUUGAGAAUUUAUGAUGGCUUUAGUUUUUUAAUAUAAAUGAUGGCUAGUGUUUUUAAGGACCUUAAAUACUUCUUGAUAUUUUUCAUUAUAUUCAUCUUACAGUUUGGCAUGAUUUUCUUAGUCCUUUUCAAGGCUUAAUAAAUCGAUGAAUAUAACGGUGUAAAUAAAUUGGCUUAUUUUUUAAUGGCUUUUAGAAUAUCUUCUGGUGACUUUUAACUGGAUGAUUACCAUACCUAAGAAGAUGGUUUAGUUAUUUUUACAUGGAUUAUCUGGGUGUUGGCAGUAAUUACUUUGAAUAUAGUUUUCAUGAACUUUAUAAUUGCAGUGAUCUCAGAGUCUUAUGAAAGAGUUAUGUAGAAAUUAGUCGCCGAAUCAUAUAGAGUAAAAGCUAAUAUGAUAGUAGAAAGAGAAUAAUUUUUCACUAAAUCUGAUUUGGAAAGUUUAAAAUACUUCCCUAAUUAUAUAGUUGUGAGAAGACCAAUAAACACAGAGUCUAAUGAUAGUGGAGAUUGGCAAGGAUUUAUCAAAGAUCUAAAAUAUACCAUCAGAACAACAACAGCAAAAUCAAAGGCAGAUAUCAUCCAAAAUCUACAAUCAGUUAAAACUUAAAAUCAAGAGAAUAAGCAGUAGCUUGAUGUACUCAUUAAUCAGAACUCUUAGCAUCUUAAUUCAAAUGAAGGACUUGAUGAAAAAAUAUCAAAGAUGCUUUAGUAGACACUUGACCAAGCUUUGCAGAACAGCAAUAAUGAUUUCAAGCAAAUAAAAACAGAAGUAAAUGGACUUGAUGUUCAGUCUAAAAGUCUAGAAAUAAAAGUUGAUGGACUUGUUUCCUAAGUCCUUAGAAUUUAAGAUGACAUGGAUUUUAUUAAGAACUCCAUGACUUAGAUGCUAAAAAAUUACAAUCAGUGA
This is a messenger RNA of Stylonychia lemnae, 1389 nucleotides long. The record is from the annotation of a GenBank genome assembly. Lineage: Eukaryota; Ciliophora; Spirotrichea; Sporadotrichida; Oxytrichidae.